This is a messenger RNA of Prorocentrum cordatum, 3105 nucleotides long. Lineage: Eukaryota; Dinophyceae; Prorocentrales; Prorocentraceae. The record is from the annotation of a GenBank genome assembly.
GCGCGCGCGGCUACUAAGCCCAUCAGCGCCCAGCUGCAGCAGGCGUCAGACAAACGCAUUAAGCAUCAGAAGCAGCUCGAACGACAUGAAGAACAGCUCCGUGUCUACCAGCUCCGAGUGGUCAACGCCCGCCAACACCUCGAGCAGCAGGAAAAGCUUGUCCAACAAGAGCAAGCAGCCAUCGAGGAGACCCGCAUCAAGAUCGAGGAGGCGAAGAAGGCAGAGGCAACCGCAGAUUCAGCGGAAGCCGAGCAGGUGCCAGGUUUGGCCCACAGUCUUGAUGAUACUCCUGCAGUCGAACUGUUGGCAGCGGUUGAGCGGAAGGUCAGCGCCAUGGCCAACGACAACCAGACCGAGCUGGGGAACAUCUUCCAGAGGCUCCUCCGCAGCGACGCCGAGCAGCAGGCGAGCGAGGCGGCGACGGCCCUGAGGCACGCUCCAGAUCGCCCACCAGCCGUGAGGCAGGAGUGGCCGAAGGGUCUGCAGAGCCCAAGGAUAGUGCACGCAUACCUGAGAACUCGGAGUUUUGGGAUUGUCAGUUUAUACAGUAACUAUUGGGUAGACUCUAUCGGGCCUGGUAGGGCCAACAUGGUUCUGUCCAAGAUCUUGGGGUCUCAUAUCCUGGGCUCUGGAGUCCCCUUCGUCGCGGGUGGUGAUUUCAACGUAAACCCUGAGACGCAUCAUGAGCACAUGAGGCCCCGCAAGUACCUAGGAGAGAUUUACGCACCUGAGUCCGCGACCUGCAUCAUCGGGGACAACAGGACCGUCAUUGAUGAUUUCAUCGUAUGCCGUCAACUCGCCCUCAGCUUCGAGAGGAUAGCAGUAGACGAGGAUGCGAUGAUACCGCCGCACAAGCCAGUUACGAUGUCCUUGAGCAGCGCUACCGAGGACAUAUUGGUUCAAAGGAUUGUUAAAUACCAGAAGGUGCCAGCUGAGGUCCCCACAGGCCCCUCGAAGCCCCCGCCCGACUACGGUGAUUUGGCUGACGAGAUUCAGGCCCUGCUCGAGGAUUUUCGCCACCCUUCAGGAAAAGGUUUUAGAGCGCCAGCAGGAGACGGCGAGAAGGCGAUCCUGCAGGCUGCUCUGGAUCGCAUCUACCCCGCCUGGACUGACAGGACCCUGUGGAGGAGCCAUUGCGAGUUCUGGCACCACUUCUGCGCGGAGCUCGGCACCCUUGCUCUCACUCCAGGCAAGCAGGACAUCUUCGUCCAGGCUGUCGAGUGCUGGGUGCCCAUCCUUGUUCAGCUGCAGGAUCCCCUGGACACCAACUACUGGAUUCCCCCAGGCCCCUCCAGAGACCAUUUACGUAAGAUCUCGUCAAAGUUCAAGACGUUCACCACCGCUGUGGACGGGUACCACCCCAAGCACUUCUCCCAGCUCUCUGAAGGCGCCCUAGAGGUCAUGGAAGGCAUCGUUAACACCAUGAACGUUCUAGGAAGCAGCCCUUCGGCGCUGAAAGAACUGAUUGUUGCACUAUUCCGCAAGGCGACUGGAGGUCGAAGGCCCAUCGGGUUUUACAAGAGCUUCAGCCGCAUUUACUCCAGGAGCCUAUCUCACCACUGCCGCGAAUGGGAACGUAUCUCGGCCAAGUCGAAACAUUUCAACAUGGCCCCUCAUAGGCACACUACAGAUUCCGUCUGGAGGGCGGUGGUGAGAGGCGACAUCGCAGAUCAUUCAGGCAAGUUUGUAGCUACCCUCCUGGCAGAUUUAAAGCAGUGCUACGAGCACAUUGGCCAUCACACAAUGCUCAGCGAGGGCAUGAGGUGUGAUUUCCCUUUGUUCGCGCUGAAGGCGGCGCUCGACUCUUACAGGUGGCCACGGAGGCUACUCGUGGACAACGCAGUUGGCGAGCCCCUCUACCCCACCAGAGGGAUUGUAGCGGGCUCCUCCACGGCCACCUUUGAAGUUAAAGGAUAUAUGAUUCCGACGAUCCGCGACACGACGAUCUACGAUGGCACGUCUCUCUCGAUACACAUCGACGACUUGGCGUUCGACUCGAUAGGAUGUACUGUUGAAGCGUGUUUGAAUGGCUUGGCGGAUCUUGCAGCUAGGAUUUUUCAUAAGUUCACGUAUACCCUCGAGCUCCCUAUCCAUAUGAAGAAGCUUAACUUCACGGCUAACAACUUCGAGGUCCUGAAGCAAGCUCCUGGGGCUCUUGGGGAAUACUCUGGGUCCAUCAAGAAUUCCAUUACCAAUCUGGGGGUGGACUAUAACGUGGGGAAGAUCAGGGCCGCCAAAGGAUGCAGAUCGAAAAAGAUGUCCAGGUGGAAGGAGAACAUGAAGCGUCUCCCCAAAAUCUGUCGACUUCGGGAUCGCAAACAAGGCGAGCCGAAAAAGGUCAAAAUAUACACCUGCGGAGUCAAGCCCUCCAUUUGCUAUGGGGAAGAAGUCUCAGGACAUUCACCUCAGGAAAUAAAAAAGUUAAGAGUUCAGACUGCACGGCUUCUCGGCAUUUGGUCGCCUGGCUGUGACAUCAACAUUUGCUGGCUCAUGAAGCCAGAGUCCGACCCCAUCUCCCACGCCAGUGCCACCCUCAAGAGGUAUUGCAGGGAGUGGUGGAUGACCACAGACAGCCAGAUUAAGCCGCCUGAUGCUCUCAGCCCGAAGGAGCUCCGCCAGAGCUACGAGUUCUCUCAGAGGUUUUUUGAUCAAGUACCUCGGGGGAAGGGUUGGGCCUACAAGGUUAGGAGCCCUCUCACGGACUCCCUCUUCUGGACGGGGCAGGCAGGCUGGUAUUUCAAAGGCCCCACGGCGGUCAAGACCAGCAAUGAGCUCGAGCUCAAGAUCACGGAGUCCUCACCAGCUCUCAUACAGAAGCUGUUCACGGCAGACCUCAGGCAUAAGUUUUUGGAAAGCUCGGUUUGCAAAAAACUUUGCGAGUCCGAGGUCCCCGACGAUGACAUCCACCCCAGGGCCAACGAGAUCAGAAAUCGAGGUUUGUGGGGUUUCCCGUUCAGUAAGGUCUGGAACAGCAGCAAGUGGAGCUACGAUUCAAAGAGACGCUUGAGAGAUUUAAUAUGCAGCACGACUCCCACCAGCCAUCUUCUUUGGAAGCGAGGUUUCAAGGUGGAGCCGACCUGCCUGUACUGCGGCCUGUGCGACACU